AUGGCAUGCAACAAGGUGGAUGAGCUGCUGGUAGCAGAAAGGACGACCUCAGCGGCCUCCUCGACGACGAUGGUUGGUGGCAAGUUCGGCGCCGUCGUCAAGGCGCGGUGCCGCGCCAUCGGCCAGCUCGUCGCCAUUAAGUCCCUCCACGACCCCGUCGACCCCCACGAGGUGCUUGGGGAGGCCCGCUUCCUCGAGGCCUGCGGCGGCCAACCGCACAUCGUCGGCUUCCGCGGCGUCACGCUCGACUACGUGACCGACGAGCUCUGCCUCGUCAUGGACUACGUCGAGGGCAAGAGCCUCAAAGUUCUCCUGAGCGAGAGGGGCGGCGGGCUCCCGGAGGCCACGGUGUGCACCUUCAUGUGGCAGCUCCUCACGGCCGCCAAGAAGAUGCACCGGUGUCACAUCGUCCACCGCGACAUCAAUCCUGCCAACAUCCUCGUCGGAGGGGACGAAGCCGGAGGAUUCGUCAAGAUCUGCGAUUUUGGCGUCGCCAUGUCCAUGUCGGAGGCGCCGCCGUACGAGGAGGAGGUUGGCAUGGGCGAGUACCGGGCGCCCGAGAUGCUCCUUGGAAAAGAGGACUACGACGCGCUCGUCGACACAUGGUCUCUUGGGCGCGUCAUGGCGGAGAUGCUCUCGGGCAAGAGGAUUUUCCGGGCCGCCGAAUUCAUAUCUCUGUUCCAAAGGAUCUACGAAGUGGUGGGCGUGCCGGACGACACGACGUGGCCGGGGUUCACGUCGCUGCCGCACGCCGCCCCGCCGCCGCUGGUGCCGGGGCAGAAGAGCACGCUGCGAGAUCUGUUCCCGGAGGAGACACUGUCCACGGAGGGAUUCAAGGUCCUCAACGGUCUUCUUACAUGCAACCCCGACAAGCGGCUGAAGGCGGCCACCGCGCUGAAGCUCCCGUGGUUCGCCACCGCUGCUGCAAACGCCCACCCUUCUGCUCCUACUGCUGCUGCAAAGAUCGACACGAUGGCAGUGUCCAUAAAGGAGGAAGUGGUGGAGUUCGCUCCGUUGAUGCCUCCCAGAAGAGAGUCACGGCCAAGAAGAUGUUGA
This is a messenger RNA of Triticum dicoccoides, 1056 nucleotides long. RefSeq names its product putative cyclin-dependent kinase F-2. The coding region runs from base 1 to 1056 and encodes 351 amino acids. NCBI's taxonomy places the organism in Eukaryota, Viridiplantae, Streptophyta, Magnoliopsida, Poales, Poaceae. Gene Ontology annotation, molecular function: protein serine/threonine kinase activity; ATP binding. Gene Ontology annotation, biological process: protein phosphorylation; regulation of mitotic cell cycle. The transcript is spliced from 2 exons. The record is from RefSeq and is a predicted model, not a curated record. Gene Ontology annotation, cellular component: nucleus.